GAGCAAGAUGGCAGCGCCCAUAGCAAUCAGCGGAUGAGUCAGCGGUACAAAAAAAUAGCACAUUUGACAGCGAAACAUCAGUUUCACAAUAGCGGAAAAGCACAGUGGAGCAGUACCUUCCACUAAUAAGAGGAGAGAAUAUGGGAGACAAGAUUAUAAUUCGUGUUCAGUCAUGUGAAGGCACAAAACGAAUACAGACAACGAAAUCUGAGUCCACAGACAAGUUCUUGGAGAAGGUCUGCGCAGCAUUUAACUUGGCAAGCUCACAGUAUAGAUUGUACACAGACAGAGAGAAGACCAAAGAAAUUAAGCAGACAGCAAAGCCAAUCAGCACCUUUAAGUAUAAGCUGAAACAUGGAGACUUGCUAUCUCUCGUAGUGCUUGACUCGCCACGUCCACCAGGGGGCGACAAGGGCAUGCCUGUCAUCGAAGAUGAGAUUGAUGUGUUUCUCAAUAAACAAGAUGGCAAGGUUGAUCGGGGGCCGGACCCUAAAUACUGCCAGCACAGGAAGAGAGAGAAGUGCAUUCACUGCACGCCGCUGGAUCCGUGGGAUGAGGGCCAUCUACGGGAGCAGAACAUCAAGCACAUGUCCUUUCACUCAUACGUGCGCAAGCUCACGUGCGGUGUAGAUAAGGGCAAGUUUGCAAUGCUGGAGAACAUUAGCUGUAAGAUCAAGCCCGGAUGCACAGAGCACAUGCCCUGGCCAGGCGGAAUCUGUACCAAGUGCCAGCCAAACGCAGUCACCCUCAGCUGGCAGCCAUAUCGCCACAUCGACAACGCGUCGUUUGAGAACGGCCACGUCGUCGAAUGCUUCCUUGACUUCUGGCGCAAGUCUGGCCAGCAGCGCUUCGGCUAUCUGUACGGACGAUACGAGCACCACAAGGACGUGCCGCUCGGAAUCAAAGCAACCGUCGCUGCCAUCUACGAACCGCCCCAGAUUGGCACCGAUAGCAGCAUUGAGCUAUUGGACGACGACCGGGAAGAGGCAGUCAAUCAGGUGGCCAAGGAGCUUGGUUUGGUCAGGGUUGGCUGCAUCUUCUCUGAUCUCGUAGCCGACGACACACGCAGGGGCACCGUGAAGCAUUUCAGGAAUAUGCAAACACACUUUCUAAGUGCGGAGGAAAGCAUCUUGGCGGGUCGUCUCCAGAACCAGCAUCCGAGUCCGUGCAAGCUGUCUCCUGAUGGCCACUUCGGUUCUAAAUUUGUCACUAUUGUGAUAUCAGGUGACAAGGAGAACCAGGUGCACAUGGAAGGCUACCAAGUGUCGAACCAGUGCAUGGCGCUCGUGGGGGACGACAUCCUGGUGCCGACGAAGGACGCCCCUGAACUGGGAUACAUCCGCGAAUCGACCAACGAACAAUAUGUCCCCGAUGUCUUCUUCACGGAGAAGGACACGUACGGUAACAAGGUGACGCAGCUCGCGCGACCGCUGCCCAUCGAGUACCUGCUCAUAGACGUUCCUGUGUCGACGCCGCUGCGGCCGCAACACACGUUCCGGCCGCCGCCCCUCCCCGCAGCCGCAGCCGCCGCCGCCGGUGGAGGAGGUGGCGGCCACCGCGCGUUCCCGAUCGAGAAUCGGCGUGCGACGGGAGACGCUCAGGACUUCCACGCGCUCGCGGCAUACGUGCGCCAGUUCGCCGCCGACGCGGGCAGCGAGACACGCCUUGAGGCGAUGUCCGACUUCCACCUGCUCGUGUUUCUAGCGACUGCCGACAUGUUGCCACUGAGAGGCAAGAUGUCGCCACUGUUGACUGCCGUCCGGACGAAAGACGCUGACCUAGCAGCGCACUGGUGCAAGAGUGAGGAGUGGGGCACAGUUGAGCAGCUUAUACAGGCGCAGGGGUUAAGACAUUUUGAUGAUGUUGACAAUGACGGCAAGUGUUGA
Messenger RNA from Priapulus caudatus, 1886 nucleotides. RefSeq names its product nuclear protein localization protein 4 homolog. Gene Ontology annotation, cellular component: nucleus. The transcript has 13 exons. The record is from RefSeq and is a predicted model, not a curated record. Bases 141 to 1886 code for a protein of 581 amino acids. Gene Ontology annotation, biological process: ubiquitin-dependent protein catabolic process. Gene Ontology annotation, molecular function: ubiquitin protein ligase binding; ubiquitin binding. NCBI's taxonomy places the organism in Eukaryota, Metazoa, Priapulida, Priapulimorpha, Priapulimorphida, Priapulidae.